AUGGUUCAUCUGUGCUUAAGCCAGUUUAGCUCUUACAUCCUCAACGGUCCUGCUGUAACUCUGGAAAGGUUGCUCUGUCUACCGGCAGAGUCCUCCACCCAGCUGGGGGAGGGGCCCGAGCCGAGCGAGACCUCACACGACAGCAUUCGCUCAUCUGACACGGUCCGGCUUCGGCGUUCCUGCCAGCCCGCACACAGUCGCACCAAACACCACUCUGGAUCCAACGUGAGCUUCAGCCACGACACUGAGGGAGGCGAGGACGACCAGGCCCAGGACGUUGCAAUGGGCUGUCCAGAGGCGGAGGCAGAGGACUUUGUGUGUGACUACCACCUGGAGAUGCUGAGCCUGUCACAGGACCAGCAGAACCCAACCAGCAUCCAGUUUGAUCAUCUCUCCUGGCAGUGCCACCUGCCCUCCCUCAAGCCACUGGGCCUCAACAUCAUGCUGAACCUCUGCAAUGCCAGCGUCACCCAGCAGCUCUGUCGCUUCUCUGACCACCUGUCCAACCUGGCUCUGCAGGAGAGCCACGGCUCUGUACUGCCUGUCUACGUACCCUGGGGGCUCUGUGAGCUCUCCAGGCUCAUAGGAUUCACUCCCGGUGCAAGGGAGCUGUUCAAACAGGAGAACCACUUGGCUCUGUACCAGCUGCCAUCUGGAGAGAAAACCAAGGAGUUAACCUCCCGCCACCUUCAUUACUUCACCAAACGCCAGCCUCCCAUGUCCCACCUCAUCUCUCUGUUCGUACGAGACUCCUCCUCCAAUAACAUCCAGAUGCUGUCACAUGGUUCGGCUGACCUCAUCCUGGAAGCCUGCACUGACUUCUGGGAUGGAACUGAUAUCUACCCCCUGUCGGGCUCAGACAGAUUUCCAGCCCACAGACAGUGAUGUGCCCAGCUUCCUGGAGGACUGCAACAGGGCCAAGCUACCUCGUGGGAUCCACCAGGUCCGUCCUCAUCUGAAGAACAUUGAUAAUGUGCCUCUUUUGGUGCCACUCUUCACUGACUGCACCCCUGACAGU
Molecule: messenger RNA, 1018 nt
Organism: Toxotes jaculatrix (banded archerfish)
Lineage: Eukaryota; Metazoa; Chordata; Actinopteri; Toxotidae
Product: transmembrane protein 94-like
Exons: 7
Coding region: 1-885 (294 amino acids)
Source: RefSeq, a predicted model, not a curated record